Molecule: messenger RNA, 1497 nt
Organism: Plutella xylostella (diamondback moth)
Lineage: Eukaryota; Metazoa; Arthropoda; Insecta; Lepidoptera; Plutellidae
Product: cilia- and flagella-associated protein 263
Biological process (GO): cilium assembly
Cellular component (GO): axoneme; ciliary basal body
Source: RefSeq, a predicted model, not a curated record
CUCAUUUGUUAUUGUUAGCUUCCGUGUGAAAAAGCUCGCGUGUAAACCUCUGUAGUGUCCAACCUUGGCACAAAACUGCAACCUCUAUGGUGUUAAAAGAACAACACGUCACCAUGGCAACCGAAAAACAACGCGGGAAACUGAAGUCAGCUGUCAGACCGCUGCUAGCUGUCGAACUGACGUACUGCGACCAGUAAUUUUGUAAAUAUUUACCCAAAAUGUCUCAAUCGCAUCAACGGAGCAAUGUGAGUCAAAACUCGACAAUAUAUUUCAGUCACGCGACGGACUCCGUCGAGCAGUUGUCGGACGCUGGACUGCAUAAGUUGGUGAACACAAUGAAGCUGCAGAACAGAGUGCUGACACUCGAGAAUGAGGUCCUCGAGAAGACCAUUACAAGACUAGACCCGAGUAUGAUGACCGGUGUGAACCAAGCGCUGGAGUACGCGGUGAAAAUCCAAUCACUAUCGCCAACCACAGCUGGGAGCUUCUUGAAGUCACAGACGUCGAAAUUCUCUGUUUUGAACAGCCCUUCUAGAGCCUUCGUCUCUAGUCCUUCGAAAUUAUCGACAAGACGCGUCGAGUCUUCCGCCAGGUUCGGCGCAAGCACGGGUUUCGCCGCCGUUCGAAUCAAUAUUCUAGAAAAGUCUGAACUAGUAUCCGAAGAAGUGAGAAUCAUUGUCAGCCAGUUAGAAAGCACUAGAGCUGCGGCAGCUAAACGCCAUGCAUUCCUGAAGGCGCAGCUAGAAGAAAUAGACCUCCGAAUGGAAGAUAUACAGAAAGCUACGGAAAGGUUCAACCAGCACGUAGUGAUUGAGGGCUGGGACAAGAUAGCUCACAGGAUACCGGCAGAAAUAUGGAUCCGAUUCAUGACGGAAGGGGUUAAAAUAGCUGACAGUCAAAUUGGUAAACUCAGACUGAGGACGAGCACCCUGAACGCCCAGUACAGCAAACUGAAAAGCCAGAUUAAAGUGAAAGAAGAAUUGAGUGAGCAACUGAGGCCAGUAGACUUUGAGAAGAUAAAAAUUGAAAACAGCGUCUGUGUAGAAAUUAUAGAGAGCAAAAAAGUACAACUGGGAGAGCUGAAAAAGUUGACCGGUGACGCGAAUUUGAACCUUACAGUGCACAAGAAGCAGAUGCUGAAGCAGAAUAACUAUCUGAAUAAAAUUCUGAAGACGAUAGAUAAAAAGAAAAAGCAUACAAUAGCUAUAGACAAAGAAACAGACUUAAUAAGAGACCAAGUUGAGAAAUUAGCUCUAGAUUUGAAUGAAAUAAAAAGUUUACGACAAGAGUAUGAAGUUCCAGAUAUACUCGACUAUGUCCACGUGAAGGAUGAGCUAUCGGAUCUAAAACGCAGUAUAAAAGUUCUCGAAAACAAACAUCAUAUUCAAGAAAUUGCUCUUACAUCUUUGCAUAAAAAAAUACGAACACGGAUUGGUCACGAUUGAUUGAAGUGUGUGAUAUUGAUUUUUGCCAUUAAAUAUAUUAGAUUUGCCGAAA